This is a messenger RNA of Spathaspora passalidarum NRRL Y-27907, 228 nucleotides long. RefSeq lists its product as uncharacterized. The transcript has a single exon. The record is from RefSeq and is a predicted model, not a curated record. NCBI's taxonomy places the organism in Eukaryota, Fungi, Ascomycota, Pichiomycetes, Serinales, Debaryomycetaceae. The coding region runs from base 1 to 228 and encodes 75 amino acids.
AUGCAUACAAUGAAUAAACUCCAAGGUGGAACAACUAACAACAACAAUAGGACGCAAGAUGAAUCGGUAUGGAAAAUUGCGAGAAAUGUAGCGAAAUUAUUUUUGGUGCCUUACUUUAUUUUAUUUUUUUGGGGGAAAUCACUGCGGGAUCGAACAAGUGGGGAGACGCCACUGUCGUAUACAUUCGGCUUUAAACCUUUUCUGGGCUAUAUCUUAUUCUAUUUUUAG